AUGUCCUUCUUUUUCCUCCUCCUUCUCUUUCUCUUCUCCCAUUUUCUCACCCCCUCUCUUUCUCAACCACCUCCCCUCAAAGGCUUCCUCAUCAACUGCGGUUCUUCGUCAAAGACCAUCAUCGAUAACCAUUCAUGGCUUCCCGAUUCAAACUUCAUCUCAUCAGGCACACCCAGAAACAUAACCUCCUCAGUUCUAAUUCCAACGCUCAGAACCCUUCGUUCUUUCCCUCAUCAAGUCAAAAAACACUGCUACAAUAUUCCUGUGUAUCGCGGUGCAAAGUAUUUGGUGCGGACUACUUUUUUCUACGGAGGAGUCAACGGUCCUGAUCACCCUUCGCCGCCGGUGUUUGAUCAGAUCGUUGACGGGACUCUAUGGACCGUGGUUAAUACUACAGAAGAUUAUGCUCAUGGAAAUUCAACUUUUUAUGAAGGGGUUUUCUUAGCUAAGGGCAAGUUUUUGAGCUUCUGUAUUGGAUCAAAUAGUUAUACGGAUUCUGAUCCGUUUGUAUCUGCUUUGGAGUUUUUGAUUCUUGGGGAUUCACUUUAUAAUACUACUGAUUUCAAGAACUUUGCUAUUGGUUUGGUUGGUAGACACAGCUUUGGUUACUCCGGUGUACCGAUUAGAUAUCCUGAUGAUCAAUUCGACCGUAUUUGGGAGCCGUUUGGGCAGAGUAAUACAACCAAAGCAAACACUGACAAUGUUUCCGUUUCUGGCUUUUGGAAUCUUCCACCUUCAAAGGUAUUCGAAACACAUCUAGGAUCGGAUCAGUUAGAAUCCUUGGAAUUGAGAUGGCCUACGGCAUCACUGCCAAGGUCGAAAUACUACAUUGCUCUAUACUUUGCUGACGACGCUGCUGGAUCAAGAAUUUUUAACAUAAGUGUAAAUGGUGUACAUUAUUACCGCGAUUUGAAUGCAAUCCCAUCCGGCGUUGUUGUCUUUGCCAACCAAUGGCCUCUUUCUGGUCCUACAACAAUAACUUUAACUCCUUCAGCUAGUUCAUCUUCGGGGCCCCUAAUUAAUGCCGGUGAAAUUUUUAAUGUCUUGUCUCUUGGAGGAAGAACUUCUACUCGCGAUGUUAUUGCUCUGGAAAGGGUAAAAAAGAGUCUUCGAAAUCCUCCACUUGAUUGGAGUGGCGAUCCUUGUAUGCCUCGACAAUACUCAUGGACCGGUGUCACAUGCUCAGAAGGAUCCAAUAUUCGUGUAGUGACUUUAAAUUUGACGAGUAUGGAUCUUUCUGGAUCUUUAUCGCCUUUUGUUGCCAAUAUGACAGCUUUGACAAACAUCUGGCUUGGAAAUAACAGUUUAUCUGGGCAGAUUCCCAACCUCCGAUCGUUAACAAAGUUGGAGACGCUGCACUUGGAAGACAAUCAAUUCAGUGGAGAGAUUCCCUCGUCCCUUGGAAACAUCGGCGGCUUAAAAGAAGUAUUUUUACAAAACAACGAUUUAACCGGUCAAGUUCCAGCAAACCUCAUUGGAAAACCGGGAUUGAUCGUCAGAACUUCUGGAAAUAAUUUCUUGUCACCUCCAGCACCUUGA
Lathyrus sativus (Indian pea) is the source of this 1539-nucleotide messenger RNA. The record is from the annotation of a GenBank genome assembly. NCBI's taxonomy places the organism in Eukaryota, Viridiplantae, Streptophyta, Magnoliopsida, Fabales, Fabaceae.